Molecule: messenger RNA, 773 nt
Organism: Mercurialis annua (annual mercury)
Lineage: Eukaryota; Viridiplantae; Streptophyta; Magnoliopsida; Malpighiales; Euphorbiaceae
Product: oleosin Cor a 13-like
Exons: 2
Coding region: 89-493 (134 amino acids)
Biological process (GO): lipid storage; sexual reproduction
Cellular component (GO): extracellular region; monolayer-surrounded lipid storage body; membrane
Source: RefSeq, a predicted model, not a curated record
CAAAAUCCUUCAUCAUACUCAUCUACUACGCAAAAGUCAAGCAAUCUUUGUUCUCGGACAAUACAGGCAGAAAUUUUAAAAACCAAAUAUGGCUGAGCAGACACUGUCAAUGACGCAGCAGCCACGGUCACACCAAGUGGUGAAGGCAGCAACCGCCGCCACAGCUGGCGGUUCUCUCUUAUUCCUCUCUGGCUUGACCAUGACCGGUACAGUCAUUGCGCUCACCAUCGCUACUCCACUGAUGGUCAUUUUCAGCCCGGUUCUUGUUCCUGCUGUCAUUACGGUUGGUCUCAUCGGUGCCGGGUUCUUGUUUUCCGGAGGUUUCGGGGUCGCUGCACUAGCUGUCUUGUCUUGGAUGUAUAGGUAUGUCACCGGAAGACAUCCACCAGGUGCAGAGGGGUUGGACCAGGCGCGCAUGAAGCUGGCCGGAAAGGCGAGAGAGAUGAAGGAUAGGGCUGAGCAGUUCGGACAGCACGUAACUGGUCAGACUUGAGAAGUAAAAAGUGUGGGUUUUUUUAUGGAUGAGCAAUGAUUUAGAUGAGAUUUAAGAUGGCCCAUAUGUGCAUGGAUGUUUGGGUUCGAAAGGCUAUGGCAUUGCUUGUUUAGAGUUUGUAUUUUGGUGUUUCUUUUCUUGUGGGUUGAUGCUUCUGUUAUAAAGUAUUUUGUUGGUGGUUUUUAAAUAAUUAUGUAUUUGAUGAGUUCUUUUCUUUAAUUUUGGUGUGUUUGUGUUAAAUGAAGUUUUUUUCUUUCUGUCCAAUAAAUUUUGGUAUCAU